This is a messenger RNA of Tetrahymena thermophila SB210, 912 nucleotides long. Its product is annotated as kinase domain protein. Gene Ontology annotation, biological process: protein phosphorylation. Gene Ontology annotation, molecular function: protein kinase activity; ATP binding. The record is from RefSeq and is a predicted model, not a curated record. The transcript is spliced from 5 exons. NCBI's taxonomy places the organism in Eukaryota, Ciliophora, Oligohymenophorea, Hymenostomatida, Tetrahymenidae.
AUGUCAAUACAAAUUGAAAUUAACUCAGAGGGUGAAGCUUAAAAUUCUUAAAUUGUUGGAUAUCUCCUUGAAAGAGGAUACAAAAUAAUCAAGCAGAUUGGAAAAGGAUAUUAUGGAGUUGUUUACAAGGCGCUGCAUAUAAAAGAUAAUACAAUUGUAGCAAUCAAAGGAAUGGUUUUUAAUUCACAAAAUGAGAGGUAAAAGCUAAUGAAUGAAUUCUAAUGCCUUAAAUCUAUUGAUCACCCAAAUGUUAUUAAGGUCUUAGAAUACAUAGCCUAUCCAGAUAACUCAUGUGGCUUUUACUCUAUGGAAUUCUGUCAAAGUGAUUUGGCAGAAGUGCUUGAAAAACAUAGAAAACAAAAAACUUGGUUAAAUUAAGAAGAUAUUUAUUUUAUAGCAAAUUAAAUACUGCAAGGACUAAAAGCAAUACACUAAAAAAAUAUUAUCCAUUUCAAUAUAAGUUGCGAAAAUGUUUUAUUAGGCUAGGACGGACAAUAUAAAAUAGGUGAUUUUGGAGAGUGUAAAAGAUUAAAUUAAGGGGAAAAUUCUUCAAAAACUCAUGGUGAAUGCUCAAGAAAAUAUGGCUCACCAGAACAGCUUCAUAAACUACUCCAAGUGAAGGACAUACAACAUUACACAUAAAGCAGUGACAUUUAUAGUCUUGGCAUUGUCUAUUACUAUCUAACUAAUAGAACUCUAGAUUAUGAGCAUGUUCCUAUCUUUAAAAAAGUUGAAUUUCAUUCAUUCUUAAACCCAGAAUACAGCUAAUUUAAUACUUUGAUUAGCUAAAUGAUUUAAUUUAGACAAGAAGACAGAGUUAAACUACACUCUGUUGAAAACACUCUUUCCUAUCUUAUACAAAAUAAUAACUAAAACUCACUUAAAUAAAUCUACUAAAAUGUUUCUAGCUGA